This is a messenger RNA of Pezoporus flaviventris, 1983 nucleotides long. Its product is annotated as breast cancer anti-estrogen resistance protein 1-like. Lineage: Eukaryota; Metazoa; Chordata; Aves; Psittaciformes; Psittacidae. Gene Ontology annotation, biological process: cell migration; cell surface receptor protein tyrosine kinase signaling pathway. The record is from RefSeq and is a predicted model, not a curated record. Gene Ontology annotation, cellular component: focal adhesion; plasma membrane; cytoplasm.
CCCUAUAACCAACUCUGGAUGCUAGUGCUGGUGCCCACCCAUAUGGGGCAAGUGUAUGCCUAUGACUCCCCAAAGGGCGAGCAGGAUGAGUAUUAUUUCCCUUGUUACCUCCUCUCCAUGGGCUCCCAGGAGAUCUACAAUGUGGUGCCUGUCCAAGGGGAGGUCCUGAGCCAGUUCAGCCAGGAGGGCUAUGACACCCCACCUAUGGCAGUGAAGGGUCCCAAUGGGCAGGACCUGGGGCAGGAGAUCUAUGAUGUGCCCCCUCCCAGCGUGGAGGAGAACAUGCACCAACUUGUGUACAAUGUCCCCCCCUCAGUGAGCAAGGACAUGCUGGGUGGUCCAGCGUGGGAGGAGGCCUAUGAUGUGCCCCCUUCCUUUGCCAAGCAGAAAGCCUUUGACCCCUCCCACCACCUGCUCCUGGCCCAGCAGGAGCCCUGUUUGCCAGAGGACAUCUAUGAUGUACCACUGGCGGCUGGGAAAGGUUCCUCUAAUCCACUGCUCUCUCAAGAGACCUAUGAUGUAACCCCCAGCCUCAGGAAGCUGGGGAGGUUGGUCCUCUCCCAUGACUUGCCCUGGGACCUGCAUGGCCCAGACAAUGGCUCCCUGGACACAGAGGGCGAGUACAUCUAUGAUGUUCCACCACAAGUGGACUGUGAGGCCAAGGGUGCCAAUGCCAAGCGCCUCUCAAUCUCCAGCACAGGUAGCACCCACAGCAACAUCUCCAUAUCCUUGCUGCAUGUAGUGCCCAUGAAGGAGAUGGCCAAGGGAGCUGGCAAGGAGUUGUCCCUGGAUGUGGAUGCCACCAUGGAGACACUGACCAAGCUCCAGCACAGUGUUGGCGGUGCCAUCUCCUACCUCAUGUCCUUCAUCAGUGCCAACUGGUGCAGCCUUGAGCACAUGGAGGCCAACACCACCAGCAUCUGUGCAGCUGAGGGUGUCCAGACAGCCCUCAGGGACCUGCUAGAGUUUGCCCAGAGGGCAGUGGGCAAUGCCGCCCAGGCCUCUGACUGUUUCCUCUACACCAAGCUCAGCAAGCAGCUGCAGAAGAUGGAGGAGGUCUACCAGACUCUGGUGUGGCACAGCCCGCUGGAUGCUUGCCACUGGGCCCUGAGCACCUUGGCCAGCAGUAAGCUGGGCACGGAUGACUUGGAGCACUUUAUCAUGCACUUGCACAGCAUUCCCAAUGACACUAAGCAGUUGGCCUCCUUUCUGCAUGGCAAUGCCUCCCCCCUCUUCAAACAGACAAAACCGGUAGUGGAGAGCGGCAGCCACAGGCCCCCUCAUCCUUCCAACAAGGCUAGCAGCAUCCUGUCAUGGUCCCUGCCCUCCCCACCCAAGCUGCUGGUCCAGGAGUCUCCUGACAGGCCCUAUGAGAACAGCAAGAGUGACCUGAUGGAGGAUUAUGACUAUGUCCAUCUCCAGGGCAAGGAGUUGUUUGAGAAGACCCAGAAAGAGCUGCUGGAGAAAGGCAACAUCAUCUGGCAGAGCAAGGACCAGCUGGAGCACCAGCAAGUAAUGGUGCUGGGGCAGUUGAAGCAUCUGGAGCCCCACCCCCCUCAGCACUGUGGCCCAGCACAGUGUCCUGCUGACUGCCAGCUCCUUCUCUUCUACCUGGGGCAGUGCAAGGCCAACCUCACCAUGCUCACCAAUGCUGUUGGUGCCUUCUUCACUGCUGUCAGCGCCAACCAACCUCCCAGGAUCCUUGUGGCCCACAGCAAAUUCAUCAUCCUCAGUUCCCACAAGCUCAUUUUCAUUGGGGACACGCUGUCCUGCCAGGCCAAGGCCCAGGAUGUCCAGCACAAGGUGAUGCACUACAGCAGCCUCCUCUGUGAGAUGCUCAAGGAGAUUGUGGUGACCACCAAGGCAGCCACCCUCCACUACCCUUCUCCUGCUGCCUUGAACAAUAUGGUGGAAUGUGUCAAGGACCUUGCCAACAGCAUGCAGCAGUUCAUGAUGGUGCUGGGCCAGCUGGCAGCCAUGUGA